AUGGUGUCCUCAGUCCACCAGUAUUCAAUGAUUGAGACCAGGUUUAGAAAGUGUGUCCAGAAACUGGACCAUGACGAUCAGCUCAACUCCACCUCCUCUACUGUUUUUUUCUCAGACUCCACCUCCUCUACUGUUUUUUUCUCAGACUCCACCUCCUCUACUGGUUUUUUCUCAGACUGCGCCUCCUCUACUGGUUUUUUCUCAGACUCCACCUCCUCUACUGGUUUUUUCUCAGACUCCACCUCCUCUACUGGUUUUUUCUCAGACUCCACCUCCUCUACUGUUUUUUUCUCAGACUCCACCUCCUCUACUGUUUUUUUCUCAGACUCCGCCUCCUCUACUGCUUUUUUCUCAGACUCCACCUCCUCUACUGUUUUCUUCUCAGACUCCACCUCCUCUACUGUUUUUUUCUCAGACUCCACCUCCUCUACUGUUUUUUCCUCAGACUCUGCCUCCUCUACUGUUUUUUUUUCUCAGACUCCACCUCCUCUACUGUUUUUUUUUCUCAGACUCCACCUCCUCUACUGUUUUUUUUUCUCAGACUCCACCUCCUCUACUGUUUUUUUUUCUCAGACUCCACCUCCUCUACUGUUUUUUUUUCUCAGACUCCACCUCCUCUACUGUUUUUUCCUCAGACUCUGCCUCCUCUACUGUUUUCUUCUCAGACUCCACCUCCUCUACUGUUUUUUUUUCUCAGACUCCACCUCCUCUACUGUUUUUUCCUCAGACUCUGCCUCCUCUACUGUUUUUUCCUCAGACUCUGCCUCCUCUACUGUUUUUUCCUCAGACUCUGCCUCCUCUACUGUUUUUUUUUCUCAGACUCCACCUCCUCUACUGUUUUUUGUCAGACUCCACCUCCUCUACUGUUUUUUCCUCAGACUCUGCCUCCUCUACUGUUUUUUCCUCAGACUCUGCCUCCUCUACUGUUUUUUUUUCUCAGACUCCACCUCCUCUACUGUUUUUUGUCAGACUCCACCUCCUCCACUGCUUUUUCUCACACUCUGCCUCAUCCAAUGUUGUUGUCUUAGACUCCACCCCCACUGCUGUUUUUUGCUCAGACUCCACCUCCUUCACUGUUUUUUUUUUCAGACUCCGCCUCAUCCACUGCUGCUUGUCUUUCCUGGAGAAAGUGCUUGGACGAUGCUCUUUUCAAACUGAGCAGAAAUCCUCUUUUUGUUGUCGCUCUGCUUCUUUUGGUGUUUAUGUGUGAGUAGCGUGUUGCCCCCGGCCCACUGCACUUCCCCCUGAACACUUACAGAGUGAUUAGCCAUGUCCUGAAUAAUGCAUGCUGGGACGCCGGAGGAAGAGACGACUCUCUGUUGACCAGCGAUAAAUCAGCUUUUAUUGGAGCAGCUUUUAAAAGGGCCGCCGUCGAGCUGUGAAUGCACACUGUAUAUCAGCAGAAUCCAGAAAAAGAGGAAGAAGAAGAAGAAGAAGAGGAGGAGGAGGAGGCAGAAGAAGAAAAGGAGGAGGAGGAAGAAGAAGGAGGAGAGGAGGAGGAAGAGAAGAAGAAGGAGAGGAGGAAGAAGGAAGUGGAAGAGGAAGAAGGAGAGGAUGGAAAAGAAGAAGAAGAAGAAGAAGAAGAAAAAGGAGAUGAGUAGGAAGAAGAAGGAGCGGAAGAAGGAAUGGGAGGAGGAAGAAGAAAAAGGAGAAGGAGAGGAUGGAGAAGCAGAAGAAGAAGACAAAGAAAAAAGGAGAGGAAUUUAUCUGAUUUGUCAGAGAAAUAAAUUGUAAUAAUAUUAA
Hemibagrus wyckioides is the source of this 1743-nucleotide messenger RNA. RefSeq lists its product as uncharacterized. The record is from RefSeq and is a predicted model, not a curated record. NCBI's taxonomy places the organism in Eukaryota, Metazoa, Chordata, Actinopteri, Siluriformes, Bagridae. The coding region runs from base 1 to 1158 and encodes 385 amino acids. The transcript is spliced from 3 exons.